AUGCAUCGCUCCCCCGCCGCCAUGUUAACGAAACCGAUGGCGGACCCAAACAUCGAGAUCCGCACUCCCAGGGAUCCCAACACCUUGUCCAACUAUCACAACUUUGUGACACGGCAUACCAGUGUAGACUUCGAUAUCGACUUCCAGAAGAAGAGGUUAUUUGGAAGUGUGGUGCUGACGUUGGAGUGCUUGACGGAUGAGGAUGUGAAAGAUGUUGUGUUGGACAGCAGCUUUCUUGACAUCUCCGUUGUAGAAGUCGAGGGCAAAAGCGUCAAGUUCAACGUAGGAGAUCGCGUGGAACCCUAUGGCAGCCCUCUCACCAUCUCUCUUCCUUCCAAGGUUCCCAAAGGCAAGACUGUUGAUGUAGAGAUCAAGGUCGCAACCACUGAUAAAUGUACCGCGCUUCAGUGGAUGACUCCUGCUCAGACCUCCAACAAGAAGCACCCCUACAUGUUCUCGCAAUGCCAGGCCAUCCACGCACGUUCAGUCUUCCCUUGUCAAGACACUCCAGAUGUCAAAUCGACAUUCAGCUUUGCUCUCCGCUCGCCCCUGCCGGUGCUUGCUUCAGGUCUGCCUACCGGGGCAAGUGACUACCUGCCCCCGAAGAAGGAUGGUGAGAGCGGUACCAUGAAGUACACAUUUGAGCAAAAGGUUCCCAUGACUGUCUACCUCUUUGCUGUCGCGAGUGGAGAUCUAGCGUGCGCAAGCAUCGGGCCCCGCAGUACGGUAUGGUCUGGUCCUGAAGAGCUCCUUGCAUGCAAAGACGAGCUUGACGGCGAAAUCGAGCCUUUCAUGAAAGCACUCGAAUCCAUCGUCUCGCCCGCCUACCAGUGGGGACAGUACAAUGUGCUCAUCCUGCCUCCUUCAUUCCCGUACGGCGGUAUGGAGAAUCCGGUUUGGACUUACGCCACUCCCUCUAUUAUCUCUGGCGACAAGCAAAACGUCGACGUCAUCGCACAUGAGCUGUCACAUUCAUGGUCCGGCAACCUGGUUAGCGCAGCAAGCUGGGAGCACUUUUGGUUGAACGAAGGCUGGACAACGUAUCUGGAACGCAGGAUCGCUGCUGCUCUUCAUGGAGAGGCACAUCGCCACUUCUCUGCCAUCAUUGGUUGGAAAGCUCUGGAGCAAAGCAUCGAGAACUACGGCGAAGACCACCCCUACACUAAACUUGUUCUCGAUCUCAAGGGCCAAGAUCCUGAUGACGCCUUCUCUUCCAUUCCGUACGAGAAAGGUUUCCACGCCCUGUACCAAUUUGAGCUGCUUCUCGGAAAGAAGAAGUGGGAUUCUUUCAUCCCCCAUUACUUCGACACUUUCAAGUUCAAGUCCGUUGACUCAUACGACUUUAAGAGUUGCCUCCUAGAGUUCUUCGAGAAAGACGCAGAGAGCAAGCAGAAGCUGGACAACUUCGACUGGGACAAACUGUUCUAUGCACCGGGAUUCCCUGUCAAGCCAGACUUUGACCAGACUAUGGUAAAGAGCUGCUACGAACUCGCAGACAAAUGGCAGGCUUUGAUCUCCUCCGAAUCCAACGACUUCAAGCCCCAAGCCUCUGACAUCGAAGGCUGGGUGUCAAACCAGUCCGUGGUCUUCCUCGAGAAGCUUCAAUCUUUCGCUUCGAAGUUCUCAGCCGACAAGGUACACCUGCUUGGUGCGACUUAUGGCUACAACGACACUCAAAACAUUGAGGUGCUAUCGCGCUACCUCAAUAUCGGGCUCAUGGCCAAGGCACAGGAGACUUACGAGCCUGCAGCAACAUUGUUGGGCAAGAUUGGGCGUAUGAAGUUCGUCCGGCCCAUGUUUAGGCUACUGAACGAGGCGGAUCGCGAUUUGGCGGUUAGCACGUUUGAGAAAAACAAGGACUUUUACCAUCCGAUCUGUAGGCAGAUGGUAGAGAAGGAUCUUUUUGGAGAGGAGAAGAAGUAG
Messenger RNA from Alternaria infectoria, 1923 nucleotides. RefSeq lists its product as uncharacterized. Lineage: Eukaryota; Fungi; Ascomycota; Dothideomycetes; Pleosporales; Pleosporaceae. The transcript is spliced from 2 exons. Gene Ontology annotation, molecular function: zinc ion binding; metallopeptidase activity; aminopeptidase activity. Gene Ontology annotation, biological process: proteolysis. The record is from RefSeq and is a predicted model, not a curated record. Gene Ontology annotation, cellular component: cytosol. Bases 1 to 1923 code for a protein of 640 amino acids.